GGGAGAGGGGAGAGGAGAGGGGACCGGGGAAAGUGCGGGUCGGGCAGGAGGGACUUGGGCUAACUCUAGAACCCUGACCCUAAUGUCGGGGGUGAUCGUGACAGCGCGGGCCGAGGGCGCCGAGUGGGAGCUGUGGCAGGCGCUGAUGCAGGGCGAUGCCGACACGGUUCUGUUGCUGGUGUCCGACCCGCAGCUCCCAGCGCUGCACGCCAACGUGGUGUUCGACACCAGCGACGUGGAGCAGUGGAAGGAGUAUCGCUUCAACCUGAGGGCGCUGCGGAUCUGGUCGCUGUGUUACCGCCAGGAGUUCACCAGUCCACUGCACAUCUGUAGCAGCCGGGGCUUCCAGCUGUGUGUGCAGUACCUCUUGUCGUGCGGGGCUCUGCCAGACCUCUGCCCGGGGGGCAAGACCGCGCUACACGAGGCCUGCGAGAACGCCCAGGGGGAGUGUGUGCGUCUGCUGCUGAACGGUGGCGCCAACCCCAACGCCAGGUCUGAGGAUGGGUACUGCCCGCUGCACCUUUGCACCGCGCCGGAGUCACUGCAGUGAGUACUGGCAAUGCCCCCCCUGACCCACAACAC
Molecule: messenger RNA, 582 nt
Organism: Amblyraja radiata (thorny skate)
Lineage: Eukaryota; Metazoa; Chordata; Chondrichthyes; Rajiformes; Rajidae
Product: ankyrin repeat and SOCS box protein 10-like
Exons: 2
Coding region: 83-550 (155 amino acids)
Biological process (GO): protein ubiquitination; positive regulation of protein catabolic process
Molecular function (GO): protein binding
Source: RefSeq, a predicted model, not a curated record